This is a messenger RNA of Aegilops tauschii subsp. strangulata, 2216 nucleotides long. RefSeq names its product protein FAR1-RELATED SEQUENCE 5-like. The record is from RefSeq and is a predicted model, not a curated record. NCBI's taxonomy places the organism in Eukaryota, Viridiplantae, Streptophyta, Magnoliopsida, Poales, Poaceae. Gene Ontology annotation, molecular function: protein binding.
AAUUUUUGCAGGCACUUAGAACUUUUGUCAAUGUUUCUCUCAAAAAAAAUUUGGAAUUUUUUGAAUUUUUUUCGAUUUUUUUUCGAUUUUACUGUUCAUGCGGGAGCAUAUGAGCUCGGGUGCAGAAUGGACUUUUCGGUCCAACUCCCACUAAACUAGCAGUGUGGGACUAAAUUUUAGUAGUAUCCCUUGCCUUGCACAAAUGGGCUAAGUGGGCCUUUAAGAUUUAUUUAGGAAUUUCUGAAAUAGUUAUUGGGUUGGCCCAUAAAUAGAUAAAAUUCCAGCAGUAAUUUGUUUCAUUUUCUUUUUUGACUGUCAAAAAAAAAUCUUUCAUUUUUUUUCUCGAACGAGGGGUGCAGAGAAGGCAGGCUUCCAAGCUAGCCCCGUUAUAUAUAUGCACGUACUCACUGAUACCGCUGAAAUCUGCAGCAGAGCACAACUCAGUAGCAACAUACACCACCGUGGGUAGCACAAAAAUGGCUCCUGUAGCUAUAGGGACUCUCAGUUCAUCACUCUUCACAGCCACCGUCCUCCUCACUUUCUUGACCUCUUUUGCCCCUGCUUCUUCAUUUGAUGGCACCACGCUGGGUGAUGAAUCUGGUAAGGACUUCCAAGCGCUCCUCUGUCUCAAGAACCAUCUCUCUAACAACACCGAAGCCCUCGCCUCGUGGAACAAUACCCUUCAGUAUUGCACUUGGCCUGGUGUCACCUGUGGCAAGAAGCACGCAUCUCGCAUCACAAUACUUGACCUUGAAUCUCUUAGUUUGAACGGCCAAAUACCACCCUGCAACGGUAAUCUCACUUUCCUCGCGAGAAUCAACCUCCAGGAUAACCUGCUGAAUGGUGGGAUCCCGCCAGAGGAAAUGGCGGACGAUGAGUUAACUGAUAUGAUGUAUGACAUGGAGUUUGGAGAACUGAUGAAAGACUGGAUAGAAGAUUGGUCAGAUGAUGAAAAUUCAGAUCGUGGAGAUAGGUCAGAGAAUGGGAACGUAUUGGAAGAUCUUAAUAUGGAUGAACAUGAUAAUGGUCAGGAAAACAAUGAGCAUGAUGAUGGUGAGGAAAACAACUCGGAGAUCUCGAAUGAAGAUUACAUUAGUCAGCUCAUUUCCGAAUGUCAUAAUGCGUACGACUAUGACGGUGAAUCCGACGCGGAGACAGGCCUUGAUGUCGAAUCAUUAGCUGCAUCUGAUUCUGGGGAGUCGCAAUCGUCGGUCAUCAUGAGUGAGGUGACAGAAGUUGAGGGGAAAAAGAAUGUCCAAGAUAUUGCUAGUGCAGAUGAUAAGAGGGAUAUGUGCAUGGAGAUAAUACAAAUGACUUUUACGUCUCACGAGGCUGCGUAUGAUUUCUACAACAGCUAUGCUAGAGAUAAUGGUUUCAGCAUUAGAAAGAAUAGGGUCAGGUAUAGCAAAACCGAGUCAUGUCAUAUGCGUUAUAGGCGGUUUGUUUGUUCCAGACAAGGAAAACGUGACAACAGGUUGCUAACCGAGGAAGGACACAGCCGUAGGCUCAGACCCGAGACACGCUGCCACUGCGAAGCGCACCUGACCGUGAAGCUUGACCAAAAGCGUGGGGUUUGGUAUGUUGAUAGUUUUGAGGACAAGCAUAGCCAUAUCUUGGCAGGACCGGACGAGGUACCUUUUCUUUGGUCCCACAGAAAAAUCAAAGAGUACCAGAGAGCUGAGAUACUGUCCAUGGGAGCUGCAGGGAUUAGAAUUCACGACAUGAUGGAUACCUUCAUCAGCAAACAUGUAUGGUAUGGUGGUGUUGGUUUUACCAGGCGUGAAAUAUACAACCUUUGCGCCAGGGAGAAGAGGAAGCUGCUUUCAAAAGGUGAUGCUGCCAUAGUCAUAGGCAUCAUGGUCAGUAGGAAACAGAGGGAUCCUAGCUUCUUUUUCGAGUACAAGCUAGACAAGGAAGGACAUAUGCAUAGGAUGUUCUGGUGUGACUCCCAGUCUCGUCAUGACUAUGAGGACUUCGGCGACGUGCUUGUAUUUGACAGCACGUACAAGAUGAACCGGUAUGGUAUGCCAUUCAUACCCUUUGUUGGUCUUAACAAUCACCGGAAGACCACUGUUUUUGCUUGUGCCAUAGUUUCGGACGAGACCGAAGAGACAUAUGUGUGGCUGCUGCAGACUUUUUUGAGGUCCAUGCGUCAAAAGAUGCCGAAGCGUGUUAUCACGAACGCCGACGCUGCAAUGAUCAAGGCAAUUUGGUAA